AAUAUAAAAAGUAAUACUCCUAUUGAACUACUAAUUCAUCUGUCGGCAAACAUAGAGAAUGGAGAAACAGUUUAAUUCUCAGGAAAAUGAAGAGAAUAGAAUCGCGAAGAUCGACAAACAGAUCUUCAUCUUAUCGGGUCAAAGCAACAUGGCGGGACGAGGAGUGAAUUCCCACAAAAAAAUUGACGGAAUUCUCCCACCAGAAUGUCAACCCGAUCCUAAAAUCUUGAGAUUAGAUGCCCACCUGAGAUGGGUUGAAGCUCAUGAACCUCUCCAUGCCGAUAUCGACAACAAGAAUACGUGUGGGAUUGGACCGGGCAUGCCAUUUACCAAAGCGGUCCGAUCCCAGGAUCCUAGUAUUGAUGUGGUGGGUUUGGUUUCUUGUGCUGUUGGUGGAACCGCCAUUAAAGAGUGGGAGAAAGGUGCUCAUCUAUAUGAAAACAUGGUGAAGAGAGCUAAAGCAUCAAUCAGAUGCGGUGGAGAGAUCAAAGUCAUUCUUUGGUACCAAGGUGAGAGUGAUACAUCAACUCAACACGACGCCGACACAUAUAAGGCCAAUAUGGAGAGAUUCAUCCACAACGUCCGUUCCGAUCUUUGUUUGCCUACGCUCCCAAUUAUUCAGGUUGCAAUAAUAUCAGGGGAUAAGGCAUGGCUAGAGAAAGUGAGAGAAUCGCAAUUGGGAAUUGACAUGCCAAAUGUCGUUUGUGUGGAUGCUAAAGGGUUGGAAUUGAAAGAAGAUGAUCUCCAUCUGACGACCGAGGCCCAGGUGAAACUUGGAAGCAUGUUGGCUGAUGCCUAUCUCAAGAACUUUGUAUCAUCAUCUCCUUGUUGAAUUCCAAAUUUCGUUACCACAUGGUAGUACCAAAUUUCUGUAACGUUUGUUUUUUUUGAGUUGGGUUUGAAAUUUCGGAUAUUCGAAUAAGUAAAAAGCAUUUUAGUUAAUGCGUCAUGUACUGUUUACGGUGUAUCGUUUGUUACAUUUUGGUGAUGACAGUUCCUAGAGAGUGUCAAGAGGUAUGCACAUUUCUAUAUUCAGCUUAAUGGUCCCUAAUA
Messenger RNA from Papaver somniferum (opium poppy), 1053 nucleotides. Its product is annotated as probable carbohydrate esterase At4g34215. Bases 59 to 832 code for a protein of 257 amino acids. Lineage: Eukaryota; Viridiplantae; Streptophyta; Magnoliopsida; Ranunculales; Papaveraceae. The record is from RefSeq and is a predicted model, not a curated record. The transcript has 2 exons.